CUAUGUAAUUUACAUGGCAGGAUUGGAAAGAGUACAGGUUACAAAUUAUCAGAAUUGAAAGAUCUUCUGUCUGGUCAGACGUUGAUAGUUGGAAGAAAGGAGGUUGAGAUAAUUAGUUCAAUCAGCGAUACCGAUUGGGCAACUGGAAAGUGCUUCCGAACUGCUACUAACACUACCAAUGUAAUACCGCAAAUUGCCAGACAAAAGUUUACAAAUAAAUUCUCAUCUCCUUUGAAAUCUAUCGAAAAUAUGCCCACGAAAGAUGUAAAAAUUACUCACGAAAGUCCUAGACACGACCCAAAUGCUCCGGAUGCUCUUGUAAUGCCACGACCUAGUGUCGACCAUCAGCGCAACUUCAAUACAAAUAAGCUCUGUGUAGUCGAUGUUGUUGUUGAUCCAUACAUAAGUCGUCGUUUACGACCUCAUCAACGCGAUGGUGUCAUAUUUCUAUAUGAAUGUGUUAUGGGAAUGCGUGAUUUUUCUGGCUUUGGUGCUAUAUUAGCAGAUGAAAUGGGUCUUGGAAAAUCGUUACAGUGCAUUGCAUUGAUAUGGACACUUUAUAAGCAAGGGAUGUACGGUGGUAAAGCACCAAUUAAGCGGAUUCUUCUUGUUACUCCUGGUAGCUUAGUACAGAAUUGGUCUCGUGAAUUUCGAAAAUGGUUAGGCAUUGAACGAUUUAAGGUGUUUCCUGUCAGUUCUGAUAAGAGAGUUGAGGAAUUUAUCAAAUAUCCCCAAUAUCCACUGAUGAUUAUUAGCUACGAAAUGUUUGUACGCUCUUGCGAUACACUGAAAGGCAUCAAAUUUGAUCUUCUGAUAUGUGAUGAAGGGCAUCGCCUUAAAAACUCUUCCAAUAAAACUUUUGCGUUGAUAUCAAGCGUGCAAACACGACGUCGAGUUCUUGUUACUGGCACUCCUAUACAGAAUGACUUACAGGAAUUUUAUGCCAUUGUAGAAUUUUGUAACCCAGGAAUUUUAGGGAGUGAGGCCGCAUUUCGUCGUAUUUACGAAGAUCCGAUAGCUAAGUCGAGAUUGCCAGGAUGCAAUAAAAAGGAGAAAAACCUCGGUGAAAGUCGAGCUAUAGAGCUAUCCAGAUUAACAAAGCUUUUUUGCCUCAGACGCACUCAAGAAGUCAUUAUCCAUCAUCUUCCACCUAAAGUGGAAUAUGUGAUAUUUUGCAGAACCGCACCACUACAAGUCCUUAUAUAUCGACAUCUGCUCAGUUCUCGCCUAUUUAAAGAAUGCAUAAGCGCAGUUGAAUCGAAUUAUUGCAGACAUUUCAUGUGUAUUAACGCUCUUAGAAAAGUUUGUAAUGAGCCGAACUUAAUUUAUGAAGCAGUCAAGGAUGCUGAAUCACAUCUGAUUGAUGACGAGAUUGGUAAAUCUAUUGAGGAGGAGCACACACUUCUAUACGCUGGAAUUCAAUCGUUAUAUCCACCCAACUAUUCUCCUGAUACUUUUACUACCGAGCAUUCAGGCAAAUUAGCCGUAUUGAGUAAUUUACUGGAUUGGAUAUACCAAAAUUCGCCUAAAGAAAAAGUAGUUGUUGUUUCUAAUUUUACCAGAACCUUAGAUGUACUACAGAAAAUGUGUAAAAGUAAAAAUUAUCGCUACGUUCGACUAGAUGGAUCAACGCCAACUUCCAAAAGGCAUACCAUUGUUGAAAAUUUUAAUUCAUCUUAUAGUAAAACAUUUGUUUUUUUGUUAAGUUCGAAAGCCGGUGGUACUGGACUAAAUCUAAUUGGUGCUUCGCGAUUAGUAUUAUAUGAUAUUGACUGGAAUCCUGCUAAUGACCUCCAGGCAAUGGCCAGGAUUUGGAGAGAUGGUCAAAAAAGAGAUGUUUAUAUCUAUCGACUAGUUACAACGGGUACUAUAGAAGAAAAAAUUUUUCAACGACAAGUUAUGAAACAUGAUUUAAGCGGGGCAGUGAUGGAUACGAGAGAGUCCGGAAGAAGUCAAUUUACCAGAAAAGAUUUACAUAAUCUAUUUAGCUUGCGAGAGGAUAUCGUGUGCGAUACACAUAAACUACUUGGCUGCAAUUGCUGCCUCGAAGGAACGGUCUGCUAG
Messenger RNA from Trichoplax adhaerens, 2064 nucleotides. RefSeq lists its product as uncharacterized. Gene Ontology annotation, molecular function: ATP-dependent chromatin remodeler activity; DNA translocase activity; ATP binding. Gene Ontology annotation, biological process: reciprocal meiotic recombination; double-strand break repair via homologous recombination. The transcript is spliced from 20 exons. The annotation marks the transcript as partial. The record is from RefSeq and is a predicted model, not a curated record. Gene Ontology annotation, cellular component: nucleus. Lineage: Eukaryota; Metazoa; Placozoa; Uniplacotomia; Trichoplacea; Trichoplacidae.